Molecule: messenger RNA, 1761 nt
Organism: Crotalus tigris (Tiger rattlesnake)
Lineage: Eukaryota; Metazoa; Chordata; Lepidosauria; Squamata; Viperidae
Gene: JMJD8
Product: jumonji domain containing 8
Exons: 8
Coding region: 586-1395 (269 amino acids)
Cellular component (GO): cytoplasm
Source: RefSeq, a predicted model, not a curated record
GUUUUCUUGCAGACGUUUCAUUACCCAACUAGGUAACAUCAUCCAUUUUUUUCUACUGUACAGUUUUAAUUGAUCCUACAAAGAGUUCUAUGGCCUUAUAGUCCAUUUGAGGUGAUCCUCAAUCAGCAGUGAGCGAGUCAUUUUUAGAGGCCUUUCCUUUCCCCUUUCACAGUGUCCGUGGGUCAAAAUGGAGAUUGUGGGUCCUUGGUGACUGAGCUUGGUUUACUUUUUGCAGACAUUUCGUGACCAAACUAGGUAACAUCAUCAGUCAGACAGGGUUUCUUAAUUCAGCAACUUUUAAGAUGUGUGGACUUCAGUUCCAGGAAUUCUCCGGCCAGCCAGUUGUUGAAGCCCACACAUCUUAAAAGUUGCUGAGGCUGAGAAACACUGCACUAAAAGAUUUCCAUAUCUUGUCAUCCCUCGUCUUCUGCUUCCUUUAAUAUUCUUCUUUCCUUUACCUCUUUUCAGAAGAUUUGGUCUUCCACGCUGGACCAUCUUCUAACAUUCUCCCUCUCUCAAAAUAACAGGCCAUUUUGCUGAGAAUCACCCAGAGGGAGGAUUUUUUACUGUAGAAUCUUGCAACCAAUGGAGAUCAAGCCCCAGAUCCUGCUCUUUCUGCCCUUACCCAUGUUCUUUUGGUUCCCGGGCAGUUUCACGCUGCUAGAAACAGACGGAGGCUGGCUGACAAGCAGGCACGCCGCAUUGUCAGAAGACGGCAGCUGUACCGUGGAGAGACGAGACUCGUCCCUAACCUUUGCCCAGUUUAUUCAACAGUAUGCCUUCUCUCGGCCAGUAAUUCUUCAGGGAUUAACGGACAAUACCGAAUUCCAGGCUCAAUGCACCAAAGACCAGCUGCUGGCCAGAUUCGGAGAACAUCUGGUUCGUCUCAGUACCGCCAACACCUACUCGUACCACAAAGUGGAUCUACCCUUCCAAGAGUACGUGGAUCAUUUGCUGGAACCACAGGAUCCGUCUUCCCUUGGAAGUGAAACGCUCUACUUCUUCGGAGACAAUAAUUUCACUGAAUGGGGGUCUCUCUUCAAGAAGUACAACCCACCACCUUUCGGGAUUCCAGGCACCACGGGAGCAUACAGUUUUGGGAUUGCGGGCUCCGGUUCGGGGGUGCCAUUUCAUUGGCACGGGCCUGGCUUUUCGGAGGUCGUCUUUGGGAGGAAGCACUGGUUCCUGUAUCCUCCGGAGAAAACGCCAGCAUUCCACCCCAAUAAGACGACCCUGUCCUGGUUCCUGGAUACGUACCCUUCCUUGCCGCCGUGGGAGAAGCCGGUGGAGUGCACCAUCCACCCAGGAGAGGCAGGUUGCUGCAGGGCAUGUACAGACUGGGCUUCCAGGCAGAAUGCGCCAACCACGCCGAGGGAGGAAGGAAAGGUCUUCUAAAAAGCCGUUGCAUCCGGAGUCAUUCUCGCUUUCCUUCCAGGUUCUUUAUUUUCCGGACCGCUGGUGGCACGCGACCCUCAACCUGGACACCAGCGUUUUCAUCUCGACCUUCCUGGGUUAGCAGCUCCACCUGACACCUCCUCUAUGAUGGGACUCUCGCCCAUCAUUCCUUGUGCAAAGUGAUUGGAUCUCUUGGCCACUUCAAAGCUCCAGGCUGGUCUACCCAUUGAAAGUUGCCCCAAUCUCCCCUUAAGGCAGCAGUUCUCAACCUUUCUAAUGCCGCGACCCCAUAAUACAGUUCCCCAUAUUGUGGUGACCCCCAACCACUUAUACAUCACCGGGUGCCAGGGGCGUGGCCAAAGGGGG